AUGACCGAGCCCUUGCUGUCGACCAUGGCAAGACUGGCUAUCUUUUGCAUGUCGUGCAUCAAUCUUCAGCCGGUGAACGUUGACAUAACAGGCGCCAGCGCGGCUCGGAAAGUUGCGCGUCGAUGCAUUUUGAGCUGGAAUAAAUGUAUUGCGGAGAUGUAG
Messenger RNA from Pyricularia grisea, 162 nucleotides. RefSeq lists its product as uncharacterized. The coding region runs from base 1 to 162 and encodes 53 amino acids. The record is from RefSeq and is a predicted model, not a curated record. NCBI's taxonomy places the organism in Eukaryota, Fungi, Ascomycota, Sordariomycetes, Magnaporthales, Pyriculariaceae. The transcript has a single exon.